ACCAAUAACAUUUUUUAUUUUUAUUUUUUUAUAAAUGAGUGUCACUUGUUUACAACCUGGCACCCACUCUCAUCAACUUUCAGCAAAAGCAAAAGACUAACAUGUAUUCCUCUCUUUCUAAUCUCCGAAACUCAGAGUAAUUACCUUUCACGAAAUGCUACAUAUUCAGUAAAUCGUGAGGAGUGCAGACAUCAUAAACUCGUUGCAUUGUUUCGUGAGCGUUCAUCUUAAAGUCACUGUCUUGUUGGUUGUUUCUGUUUGAACCUAUACAGUAGUUUAUGGAGAGUUGGGAAGGCGGAGAACCAGCAAUAGGCAUCGAUUUGGGCACGACCUACUCAUGCGUUGCUGUAUGGAAACAUGAUCGAAUUGAGAUCAUUACGAAUGAUCAAGGAAACCGAACGACCCCAUCAUGUGUUGCCUUCACAGAUGUCGAACGUCUCAUUGGCGAUGGUGCCAAGAAUCAAAUUGCAAGGAACCCUGCUAACACUGUAUUCAAUGCGAAGAGGUUGAUCGGCAGGAGGUUUAGUGAAGUCAUGGUGAAGGAAGACAUAAAGCUAAUGCCAUUUAGGGUCAUACAAGGGCCUAGCGACAUGCCAAAAGUUGUUGUUACUCACAAAGGUCACGAACAACAAUUUUCUACGGAGGAAAUUUCGUCAAUGGUUCUAGCCAAGAUGAAAGAGAUUGCAGAGGCGUAUAUUGGUGGCACUGUGAAAAAUGCUGUAAUCACUGUCCCUGCUUAUUUCAAUGAUUGUCAGCGUCAAGCAACAAAGGAUGCUGCUACUAUUGCUGGAUUAAAUGUGGUACGCAUGAUCAAUGAGCCAACAGCAGCUGCAAUUGCUUAUGGUGUAGACAAUAGAUUCAAUGGAAAGAAGAAUGUGCUUAUCUUUGAUCUUGGUGGUGGCACCUUCGAUGUCUCUCUUCUCACCAUUGAUGGAGAGGGUAAGUUUGAGGUGAAGGCUGUUGCUGGUGACACUCAUUUGGGAGGUGAGGAUUUUGACAACCGAAUGGUAAAUUAUUGUGUUGAUGAUUUUAAGAAGAAAUGGAACAAGGAUUUAACCGGAAACGAAAGAGCGUUAGGAAGGUUAAAAGUUGCCUGUGAAAAAGCAAAGAGAAUUCUUUCAUAUGAUACUCAAACUUCAGUCGAACUAGAAGUGUUGCUGGAUGGUAUUGACUUUUCUAUGAAGAUUACUCGUGCGAAAUUUGAGGAGCUUAAUAUGAGUUUCUUUACAAAGUGUAUCAAGCAACUUGAGUCAUGUUUAGCUGAUGCGAAUAUGAAGAAAGGAAGUGUAGAUGAGGUGAUUCUUGUUGGUGGAUCAACUAGGAUACAAAAGAUCCAACGUAUGUUACAUGAGUUUUUUGAUGGGAAGGAGCUAUGCAAGAGCAUCAACCCUGAUGAAGCUGUAGCUUAUGGGGCGGCAGUUAUGGCUGCAAAAUUAUGUGGUCAGACUACGAAGAUGAUAAAGGAAUUGGUGCUAUUGGAUGUGACUCCCUUGUCACUUGGUAAAGAGGUAAUAGGGGAAAGAAUGCAUGUUGUGAUACCAAGGAACACUCCUAUACCUACCAAGAAGACCAUGAAUUUUGUUACAACCUCAGACAACCAAUCUUCUACGGAUAUCAUGGUGUACCAAGUUACAUCUAAGGUAGUAUCCACUGGUAAGACCAAAAGCCUUACUGUUACCAAUCUUAGUGGAAGAUUGUCGAAGCGACAGAUUAAGAAAAUGGUGAAAGCUGCUGAGAAGUUCAAGCUUGAGGACCAAGAGUUCAAGAGGAAAGCUGAAGCAUGCAAUGCCUUGGAGGAUUACAUAUAUGACUUAAAGAAUAAGAUUAAGAGAAAUGAUAUUCCCCCAAAGGACUUGAAGAAUGUGCAAAAUGCAAUCGAUGAUACAGAGGAAUGGCUCUCUACUGGCAAUGUUGCAUCUGUUGAUGAGAUUGAGCGGAAGAAGGAGAUCCUAGAGUUCAUAUCCCGUCUUGCAAUCUUCUAA
Lactuca saligna is the source of this 1982-nucleotide messenger RNA. NCBI's taxonomy places the organism in Eukaryota, Viridiplantae, Streptophyta, Magnoliopsida, Asterales, Asteraceae. The record is from the annotation of a GenBank genome assembly.